Molecule: messenger RNA, 1077 nt
Organism: Mercenaria mercenaria
Lineage: Eukaryota; Metazoa; Mollusca; Bivalvia; Venerida; Veneridae
Exons: 3
Source: RefSeq, a predicted model, not a curated record
UGUAAAGCCAACGGAGAUUUGAAUUAUGUGCAUAACAUUUCCAUUAUACUUAAGAUACCAUGUGUUUAAGAUAAGCUAGAAGAAUUCAUAUAAUAUCGGAUUUACAACUGUAAAACAAGGCUGCUGAACACUAAGCAAGAUUGCAUUUAAAAAGUGAAAUGGAUUUCCGGCUGUCGUACCUAAAGGUAACAACAGAUAAAGAUGACCCCUCAUGCAAUUUGAACUUACAUUGGAGUUAAAUGUCCAGGUUUAAAGAUGUUAAAAAACAGGAAUAAAUGAAGUAAAUUGACCGAACGUGGACGUAACACUUUGGAUUCUGUUGUUCAAUGAUUUCCUAAACAAAACAUGGGUACUCCGUUGUAUGAUCCUAAACUAUCAGGAGCCAAAUUCAAGAAUUGGAUUAAAGCUGGAUUAGGUGUGUUAUUUACCAAAGAAGGUAUUGAGCCUUUUGUUCAUGAUGAAAUAAAACAGUUCCAGCAGAGAUGUUUGAGCGACAUUUGCAACAAUAAUGGACUUGUUGCUGGUACCACGUGUUCUAGUUGUUGCACAGAAAAUGUUGUUGUUUGUCCCUUGGAUAGGAAAUGUAAUGCAAGCCGUGGGAUAUGUAACUUCCAUAGAAAUUCAGCAACGCAAUAUCUCCCGCUUGGCUGCCCUAACAAUAUAUGUCAUAAUUUCAAAAGCAAGAUCCAGCAUGCCCAUCGAUACUUUGGUCCAUCCUAUAAAAACACUGAUGCUACCAAGUGGUGCAGUAACCCAUGGGAAGUUGCCAAAUGUUUCAUGCCACCUGACGGAUACAAGGAUGCGACGAACAAAGCAGAGACAGAUUUCAAUGGAAUCAUCAGUGUUAUUAUGAACCAUAAGGCAUUUCAAACGAAAAUUCACGACGACCUUUCCAAAACGUCCAACAUCUUUGAACAGGGUAGAGAGGUGUGCAAAACAGUUCGACAUUCCCCGCAAUUAGAGAUUGAAGAUAUAGAUCUACAACAGUAUUUUAGUGUCUUACAGAAUCUGCUGUCAGAUCCUGCAUAUCUGUCUGCUAAUACCGAUGCGCAGAAUGCUAAAACGAAAUUAUUACAG